This is a messenger RNA of Talaromyces rugulosus, 639 nucleotides long. RefSeq lists its product as uncharacterized. The coding region runs from base 1 to 639 and encodes 212 amino acids. The record is from RefSeq and is a predicted model, not a curated record. The transcript has a single exon. Lineage: Eukaryota; Fungi; Ascomycota; Eurotiomycetes; Eurotiales; Trichocomaceae.
AUGCCCAGCGAAACAACAACCGCAACAACAACAACAUCGUCGUCAUCGUCAUCGUCAGAAACCCUCGAAGCCGAGAUUUACAAACACCUCACCGAAACCUCUGCGCUCGACGAGCUACACGCCGAGCUCCUCUUCUCGCUCCAACGCGCCGGCUGGACCGAGCGAAUCCAAUCCCUCACCCUCGAUCUUCUGCGCGCCGGGCGCUGCAGUCAAUUCGACGAGCUGGUCGACGUUGUUGUUGCGCUUGCGGCGGGUGAGGCGCAUCCUACUGUGCCCGAGGCGGACAGCGACAGCAGCAACAGUACUACAACAACAACAAAUGGGCAUGGAGGAACGACAAAUGGAGUGGGCUCAUCAGAACCGCUGUUCAACAAUCUGGAUGUGCGGAUACCCAAAGACGUCGUUGAUCAGGGCGUCAAGGCGCUCAAGGACUCGAUACGGCCCAUUGCCACUAUUGAAGGCGACGAGGACACUUCUUCUGCUGCCGAAGCAGACGCACCUAGUAGCCACAACACGUCCAAGUCGGACAAAAAACCCAACAAGACGAGCACCAAAGACUCACGCCUAAAGACUGCUGCCGAUGCCAGUCCUUCAAAGAACGCAGCAGCUAAUAAAAAGGCCAAAUCUGGAGGGAAAUAA